Microthlaspi erraticum is the source of this 2211-nucleotide messenger RNA. The record is from the annotation of a GenBank genome assembly. Lineage: Eukaryota; Viridiplantae; Streptophyta; Magnoliopsida; Brassicales; Brassicaceae.
AUGUACCCCUUUGGAACCCAAGCUGGUUGCUAUCUCAACGAAUGGUACCAAAUCGAAUGCAAAAACGCUACUUAUCCGUUCCUUGUCAAGAUGGGCAUGGAAGUUGUAAAUAUCUCUCUUCCAGGCGACUAUAGUUCCAGUUCAUUCGGAUCAAUUCGUGUGAAAAGCCCGAUAACAUCCGUUGGAUGUUCCAGAAAUGGAAAAGGAUCUGGAUCGGUUUUGAAUUUGACGGGUAGUCCCUUUUUCAUUGGGAGUGGAAACACACUCGUAGCGGUUGGUUGCAACAGCAAGGCGUCAUUAACAAACAUCGAGCCGAGAAAGGUGGAAUGCCAGUUGAAUUGCACUACAAGCAAAGAAACGACGUUCCCUAGCAAUAGCAUCCCUUUUUUCGACAAAACCGGUUGCUCAAACAACACGUUGCCCUAUACUUACACUCCGGUUUGUACAACGAACAAAGGCGUACAAAGAAGCUGCGAUGGUAACGGAUGCUGCCGUGCAAGCCUACCCAAUGAGGCUCAACAGGUGAUCGGUGUCAGAAUAGAGAGCUUUGAUCACAGAAACUCAACACGCCGAAAAUGCAGAGUCGCUUUCUUAACAGAUGAAGUCUACAUGCCAUGGAAUGCAACCAAACCAGAAAGACUAUUUGCUCAACCAUUGGCUAUAGUUAGGAUAGGAUGGGUCAUUCAGACAAAGAAUAGUUCCUUCCUCAACUUGUUGAGUUGCAAGAGCAGAAAAGAGUACGACAGUUCUACGUUUGAUAUUCGUGACCAAACAAGCUGCAUAUGCAACAAUAUCACCAGUUACGGGACCAGUUAUGCAAGUUGUGGAUGCAACCACGGUUUCACUGGCAACCCAUACCUCUUUGAUGGGUGCAAAGAUAUUAACGAGUGCCUAGAACGCAAUCCUGAUGGAAGUCGCCGGUACUGUAGAGAAAGCGACACUUGCGUGAAUCUUCCUGGAAGUUUUGACUGCUUUGGCGAUAAGACUGGAGCAAUAAUGAUAGGAGUAGGUGCAGGUUUUGGCAUCUUAGUGCUAGUUGGUGGAAUAUGGUGGUUUAGAAAGUUUCUAAAGAAUAGAAGAAUGAGUAUGAAGAAAAGAAAGUUCUUCAAACGUAACGGUGGGCUAUUGCUGCAACAACAGCUAAAUACAAGAGAAGGUAACGUCGACAAGACAAGAAUAUUGAGCUCGAGAGAGCUUGAAAAGGCCACUGAGAACUUCAGCGAGAACAGGAUACUUGGACAGGGUGGUCAAGGCACUGUGUACAAGGGAAUGCUGGUCGAUGGUAGAACUGUUGCAGUCAAGAAAUCAAGAGUUGUAGAUGAAGACAAACUGGAGGAGUUUAUCAACGAGGUCGUCAUUUUGUCCCAGAUCAAUCAUAGACAUGUCGUCACUCUCUUGGGGUGUUGUCUUGAGACAGAAGUUCCUGUUCUUGUGUAUGAAUAUAUCCCCAAUGGUAAUCUUUUCCAGCAUAUCCAUGAAGAAUCUGAUGACUACACAAUGAUUUGGGGUGUGCGUCUACGCAUAGCUGUAGACAUCGCAGGAGCUCUUUCCUAUUUACACUCUUAUGCGUGUUCUCCUAUCUAUCAUAGAGAUAUCAAGUCAACAAACAUAAUGCUAGACGAGAAGUAUCGAGCCAAGGUGUCUGAUUUCGGUACUUCAAGAUCAGUAACUGUGGACCAUACUCACUGGACAACGGUUAUCUCAGGUACAGUUGGAUAUGUGGAUCCAGAGUACUACGGUUCUAGCCAGUAUACAGACAAGAGUGAUGUUUACAGCUUUGGAGUCAUCCUCGUUGAGCUUAUUACCGGAGAGAAGCCUGUGAUAACCCUUCCAGAUUCUCAAGAAAUAAGAGGCUUGGCGGAUCAUUUCAGAGCUGCCAUGAAAGAGAACAACUUCUUUGAUAUUAUGGAUGCUCGAAUAAGAGAUGCCUGCAAACUGGAACAAGUAAUGGCAGUAGCAAAUCUGGCGAAGAGAUGUUUGAAUUCCAAGGGAAAGAAGCGUCCAAAUAUGAGACAAGUGUUUACUGAGUUAGACAGGAUCUGUUCAUCUCCAGAGGAUUUAGUGGUGCAGAUUGAAAUUGACGAUGGUGAUGAGGAGGAGGAAGAAGGAAUGGAUGCAACAGACACACCUGAUUUGUGGACCAUCACUGCUCCAAUUGCCACUUCAUAUUCCUCGUCAGAUGUUGAACCAUUGUUUCCUCGUCCCAAAUGA